Molecule: messenger RNA, 3785 nt
Organism: Procambarus clarkii (red swamp crayfish)
Lineage: Eukaryota; Metazoa; Arthropoda; Malacostraca; Decapoda; Cambaridae
Source: RefSeq, a predicted model, not a curated record
AUGGCGUGAUGCAGUGCAUGAUAUGCAGAUCGUUUGGCUACUUUUUUAAACAUCUUUGCGUCUGGCCAGUAACUAGAUGGACGGCCACAUAGAGUGUUGUAUCUAUAGCUAGGGGGAACUUAAAUAAACCUAACAGGUUUGAUGUCCCAAAAGUGAGACAUAAACAAAUAUUGUUUUUUGCCUAAUUAAGGCUGUUGACAUGAAAGCGACUUUGAAAUUGGAAUGGAAAUGCACAUUUCAAACUUUGUGAUGCACUAGUCACAUGUUAUCAGAAUUGUUUUAAUUUGAUCUGGGAGAAUCUCAUCACUUGUUCCUGAAUGGUAUUGCCACCUUGGAUGGAAAAUAAACCCUUGCUUUAUCAUAACAUAAGUAAAUAUUGAUUAGGUUUGUGUGCAUAUUUGGCAAAAUGAAGGGCAGGUUAUUGAUAGGUCCAUUUUCGUUGUUGUUGUUGUUGCUUUGUAGGUUACUACUGCACAAAAUCUAGUUAUGUUUAGUAUAAACAGGUCUAUUAUGAUGCUCAAGAUUUUUCGCAAGUUAUCUUCACACCAAAGCUGUUCAAAGUCAAUCUGGUUUUGAGUGUUUUCCUACAUUGCUCAGUUCAAAUGACUGAAAUUGGUGUUACCAGUGAAUUGCAGUUUUAAAUACUAGAAGAGUUUCAUCUAUUACUUUUAGACUAUAGCUGCUUCAAUGACCAAUUUGGAGAAUUAAUUGUGCAUUCUCAAUCUUCACUUACAAAAGUUAAGAAAAGCCAAGUGUAAUUAUGGAAUUAAAUUACCACCAAUGAUAUCAGUAUACUGUAUUUACAAAUAAAUCAAGAAAUAGGAAGAUGACACUUAAAAUUCAUCUAUUUAAUUUUUUAUCGGGUAUAAUUGCCAUGUAGAACAUAAUGGUUUGAAGCUGUCUGCACUUCAGUACUAUUGCAAAUAAACCCAUAAAAUACAAUCACACAUUUCAAACACUUAUUCAUAUAAUGCUUUAUCAUUUGUAAGCAUGUGCAAUAUGUCCAUCAGUUUAUUAAUUAAUUGCUUUUUCUCAUACGUUUUAUCUCAAAACCACCACCAUGCUGCAACUUAUCUGUAUCUUUAUUACAUUACAUAUAAAUUUUAACAGAAAACUAAAUCUUCUCAUUUUCCUCCCCAUAAAGUUGAUCUUACUGCGUGCUCUUUCAACAGGAAUUCCCGUAGAUGGAGGGAGUGACUGGCUGUGUCUCAAUCGUGAUUUUGUUGAAUAUGUAGUUAACAGUCAGGAUCAGCUUGUGAAAGGCCUCAAGAAAUUUUAUUCCUAUUCACUGUUACCUGCCGAGUCAUUCUUUCAUAUUGUCUUGCUCAAUUCGCGAUUCUGCCAGUCAUUCACGGACAACGAUCUCCAUGUAACUAACUGGAAAAGGAAACUGGGUUGCAAGUGUCAGUACAAACACAUUGUUGACUGGUGCGGAUGCUCACCCAAUGACUUCAUUAUAGGAGACUGGCUCAAGCUCGAGGCUUCUUCAUCACGCAACCUGUUUUUUGCUCGUAAGUUUGAGCCAGUGAUCAGCCAAGCAAUUAUUAACCAGGUGGAUGCAUGGCUUUACACUCCCUACUACUCUUCCACUUCUGGGCUAGAGAGUUACUGGGAAAAUCGCUACCAUCACAAGGACAAGCUGGAUGGUGGAAAUGCUGCAGCCUUGACGCUCUACCAUGCAGGGGCUGGACUCGGUGCCAGGGCGUUGGCUCAGCUCGUCAACGCCGAGAAUAGCAAAUGCAAUGUGUAUGCAACUUCAGUUCUUCAGGUUCAUUCAUACCAUCUUGGUGAUACAGUCAAGGUAGUUUCCCACAACUCUGAUAUGCGUAAACCAUUGCUGCCCGGGUCAUGGAUGGUUAGAGUGAUGAUUGAUAAUGUUGUGAGAGCCUCACACUCGUUCCUCAUACUGCCGCUGCAGGUCGUGCACGGCCGCCAAAUAUCAGUCAAAGAGGCCAGGACACUACACAAAGAGCCAUCGGGAUCCUACACUGAUCCAGAUCUCAGUAAUAUUGGCCUCCUGCGUAGUUUGGGACAUCAUGGCAACUCCUCAGCACAGGAAGUCUUUGCCUCUCACUCAACUUUAUAUGGUCCACAGCUGUCACAGUGGAUCGAUGUGCUAGUCACAAGGUACAGUGAGCCCUUUAAGGGAUGCAUUCCAGUAAAACUUCAGCACAUUGAAUUUGUGAAUAUUGACAUAAAUGGUACAUUUGUGAACAUUGAAUGAGGGCAAAUAGGGAAUGCAUUCUAGUGACAAUGCAAAAUUUACUUUUUGCUGCUGCUAUAUAUUUUAUCUAAAUAUUGUUGUUAUUACACCUUAUCUAAAGGUUGUUAUUAAGUAAUCCUGCUACUAUCCAGCCACAUACAGUAUUUAGUGUAGUUUUGUAGAAAGUACUUUUGCACAAUCACCAGUGAUGUACAGUUCACUCCCACUUCUACACACUAUAAUUUAGCGACCUCCACUUGAAUGUAGUGUAAACAGUUACACCAAUAUUACUGUUUAUUUUCUAAUUUUACACUUGUUGUUAGCCAUCAUCACCAAGAACUUUAUAAUUUUUUGAGCUAUUACAUUUACUUGAUCUGUGAUGUAUCAAUAAACCAUAUUAUGCAGUCAUAUAUCAUUAUGGAACUGGCACUAUUGUCGUCAUAUCUUCAGCCAUGUUAUUGUGACUCAUCGUCUGCAUAUAACCCGGUGACUGUUACAGGAUUAACAGACUGAAGUCAAGUGCUAUUAGAUAUUAUCUGUUCAAUCCAUGUUCAUAGUGAAGGAUUGAGGUUAUCAGAGUUAUGUGUGUGAUCUACAGAUUAUCACCGCUUGAUUACUGAAAGAUUUGAAAUAAUUCUAAACUUGCUACCCGAUUCUUUUGUUUUGUGAAUAAAACCCACCCUAAAGUGCCGACCCAGGGUCCACAAGUGUGUGUACCAUACACGUUGCAGUGUGAAAGUCCAGCUUCGCACACGGAGCCAACACGUUCAUUGUUCCGUGAUGCCCUGCCCCAUGUCUCACGUACGUCAUGCAUGUUCUUUGGAGUUGCCAUCCAUUACGUUGACCGAGUAACCUCGCAUGUUCAACCACGUGUGGUAGUGAAUGAGGUUAAUGAGAAGAAGAGACCGCCAUCUAUGCAAUCCAUGAGUCAAGCCAGUGUCAGUGCAGCCAACACAUCAUCAUCCAGCUAUUAUGGAUGUGUGUUUGUAUUGGGAGGGAAUGUGUCAAGGCCGGCCCACAGUAAGUACAAAUCUCUACUGCUUUUCCCAGGGUUGCCCCGUGUAGAUCUUGGUAAUUAACCGACCGAUUAAGUAUACCUCCUUUCCAACCACUUCAGUUGAGUGGUAGAACAACUGAGGUGACCCACAAAUGUCAAGAUGUUUACCUGAGUGGGAAGUGCUCUGGGUACUUGUUCUUUGUAUAAGUGAAUUAACAUACACCACAUAUAGUCUCUCAGUGAUGUAUGUUUAUUUCAAUGAUUAAUAGAUCAUUGUGAAAUUGAUUUCAGUGAUACAGUGAUAUUGUGUGCAUUAUUGGUGUCAUUGAUGGUGUUACUGUGAAUUUCUUGAUAUUGUUGUGUAUUGCCCGAGUGUUCUGUUGGAACUCCAAUCAGAUGUCGUUAGGCAGUAACUGUCGGGGUGUUCACUAUUAUUCAGUUACUUUACUAUUGUUCCGUGCAAGUGAGUAGAGACCGUGUGUCUUCUCAUAUCAACACCGUGGGAACGAUUCCUGCUGUGUGUGAUUUGUAUGGUUUUGUUGAGCCACUCUUGAUUAAAGUAAUGUAAAGCUCCCAAUGUAUUAA